AGCGGGCGCCGCACAUGCGCCGGGCGAGCUCCAUGUCCGCGCUGCGGGCGCUGCUGGGUUUCGGGUUGCUGGCCGCGGGCUCGCAGCUGCGGCGCGUCCCGGGCCAGACCGGCUCCUGCCGCGCGGGGCCCGCGUGGUGGGGGACGCGGCGGCCGCACUCGGGCGGCCCCGGGGAGCCGGCGGGCAUGGCGAGCCCGGCAGUGAAGUACCUGAGCCAGGAGGAGGCCCAGGCCGUGGACGAGGAGCUGUUUAACGAGUACCAGUUCAGCGUGGAUCAGCUCAUGGAGCUGGCUGGGCUGAGCUGCGCCACAGCCAUUGCUAAGGCUACCCCCCCCACGUCCAUGUCCCGGAACCCCCCCGCGGUCCUGGUCAUCUGCGGGCCCGGGAAUAACGGAGGAGACGGCCUGGUCUGUGCGCGGCACCUCAAACUCUUCGGCUACCAGCCAACCAUUUAUUAUCCCAAAAGGCCGAACAAGCCACUCUUCACCGCCCUGGUGACCCAGUGUCAGAAAAUGGACAUCCCUUUCCUUGGUGAAAUGCCCCCAGAGCCCAUGCUGAUCGACGAAUUGUACGAGCUGGUCGUGGAUGCCAUCUUUGGCUUCAGCUUCAAAGGCGAUGUUCGGGAGCCGUUCCGUGGCAUCCUGGGUGUCCUGAAUGGGCUCACGGUGCCCAUUGCAAGCAUCGACAUUCCCUCAGGAUGGGAUGUGGAGAAGGGGAACUCUGGAGGGAUCCAGCCAGACUUGCUCAUCUCUCUGACAGCACCCAAAAAGUCUGCCACCCAGUUCACCGGUCGCUACCACUACCUAGGAGGUCGUUUUGUGCCACCUGCUCUGGAACAGAAGUACCAGCUGAAUCUGCCGCCCUACCCCGACACUGAGUGUGUCUACCGUCUGCAGUGAGGGAAGAGGGGUGUGCUUUCCUCCCAAUAAAGACUUAGUGCCCCUCUCCCGAG
Messenger RNA from Zalophus californianus (California sea lion), 952 nucleotides. RefSeq names its product NAD(P)HX epimerase (gene NAXE). The transcript has 6 exons. The record is from RefSeq and is a predicted model, not a curated record. Gene Ontology annotation, molecular function: NAD(P)HX epimerase activity. The coding region runs from base 15 to 899 and encodes 294 amino acids. NCBI's taxonomy places the organism in Eukaryota, Metazoa, Chordata, Mammalia, Carnivora, Otariidae. Gene Ontology annotation, cellular component: mitochondrion.